Pelodiscus sinensis (Chinese soft-shelled turtle) is the source of this 996-nucleotide messenger RNA. RefSeq names its product olfactory receptor 52R1-like. Gene Ontology annotation, cellular component: plasma membrane. NCBI's taxonomy places the organism in Eukaryota, Metazoa, Chordata, Testudines, Trionychidae. The record is from RefSeq and is a predicted model, not a curated record. Gene Ontology annotation, biological process: G protein-coupled receptor signaling pathway. Gene Ontology annotation, molecular function: G protein-coupled receptor activity; olfactory receptor activity.
AUGGUAGAUAAAGGAGACACUGUUCUGGUACAGAAUUAUAUUCCUGCUCUACUCCAUGUCAGAUUCCAACACCACACCAACCUCUCCACCUUCAUCCUGCUGGGCAUCCCUGGCCUGGAGGCGUCCCAUGUCUGGAUCGCCAUCCCUUUCUGCAUUAUGUACGCCAUAGCCGUCUUGGGGAACUUCGCCAUCCUGUAUGUCGUGAAGAUGGACCUAAGCCUCCAUGGGCCCAUGUACUAUUUCCUCUGCAUGGUGGCCAUCACCGACCUGGUCGUCUCCUCAUCCAUCAUGCCCAAAACGCUGAGCAUCUUCUGGUUCAACUUCAAGGAGAUCGAUUUCAAUGCCUGCCUCACCCAGAUGUUCUUCAUUCACGGAUUCUUAGUGAUGGAGUCUGGGAUCUUCGUGGCCAUGGCGUUGGAUCGCUACGUGGCCAUCUGUGAUCCCCUGAGACAUUCCACCAUUCUGACAAACUCAGUGGUGACCAAAAUUAGCCUAGCAGUAGUGCUACGUGGCAGUCUGCUUGUGCUUCCCUAUUCCCUCCUGGCAAGGCAGUGGCCUUACUGUAAAACCAACAUCAUCCUGCACACUCACUGCGAACACAUGGCCGUGGUGAAGCUGGCCUGCGCUGACACCCACAUCAGUAGCUACUAUGGCCUCUUUGUGUUAUUGUUUGUGAGGGGUCUGGAUGUCUUUUUUAUCACCUUGUCCUAUACCCAGAUUCUCAGGGCCAUCUUCAGCCUCCCCACGAAGGACGCCCGGAUCAAGACUUUUGGGACCUGUGUUUCCCAUCUCUUUGCUAUCUUAGUCUUUUAUAUUCCACAUCUCUUCUCCUCCCUCACACACAGGUAUGGGACUAAUGUGCCCCUACAUUUUCACGUUCUCAUUGCCAACAUGUAUCUCAUGAUGCCCUCCAUGCUAAACCCCAUCAUCUACGGGGUGAGGACCAAACAGAUCAGGUCCAGGCUACUCUGGCUCAUUGUUCAUAGAGGCACAUAA